Podarcis lilfordi (Lilford's wall lizard) is the source of this 793-nucleotide messenger RNA. NCBI's taxonomy places the organism in Eukaryota, Metazoa, Chordata, Lepidosauria, Squamata, Lacertidae. The record is from the annotation of a GenBank genome assembly.
GUGAAGGGGUUCCACCGUUUCCUCCUGAACCUAAAUCCCCACUCUGAGGCCGAUGGCUUUAUCAGGUUGUUCUGGCAACAGGCAUUUGGUUGCCAGUUUCUAGAUGUGGAAACGGAGGAGGGAUCCUGCACUGGUGAGGAGAAGCUGGAGAGCCUUCCUGGGGCUUUUUUUGAAAUGCAAAUGACCAGCCAAAGCUACAGCAUCUACAAUGCCGUCUAUGCUGUGGCACAUGCUUUGCAUGCCAUGUUGGCAUCCAGAACCAAAUAUGGAGGGAUGAUGCUUGAGCACUAUGUGGGACUUCAUGAGCCACAAUAUUUUCAGGUAAUGUCUAACACGGAAAGCAGAUCAUUUUUUUAAUGAAUAGCCCAAUCAUAAUGUGCUUGGAGAGCACAUACAGAGGCUUCCACAUCCACAGAGAAUGUUGCUUUUUCAUUCGGUUGUUUGGAAAGUUGUAAGUACAGUAUUUAUUAUUAUAAGGGCACAGAAGUGCUCCUAAUGAAGGUGAGAAUCAAACACAUGGUUCCUUGAGUAUAGGCUGCAGAAAUCUAUUGCUAAUAAAAGGGUGUUUCUUCAGAAACUAAGGAUAUUUGUUAUAUAUUUCUGAAGCUAUCAAUAGAUUGUUCAAAUUUCAAUGAGAUCUGAUAUAAAAUACAACAAUUAAGUUCAAAAGUGCUAACAAACACACUUGUAACCUUUUUCUUCUACCCAAACAUGCCAUAUAUUUCUAUCCAGUUGUGAUAAAAACUGCUGAAGUACUUUAUUCAGGUUCGUUAAGGAACACACAUUUUCAUUA